UUCAGUGAUGAGCAGAGCUGAGUUCACUUCAUCCUGCUGAGUCAAACCUGAGGUACACCAGCCCCAAAUCAGUCCUGAGACCCUCAAGCACCCCCUCCACAGCCCGCUGCAGGUCACCUGUCAGAGCUGCGAGGAGCUGCUGACACCCAGAGAGGAGAAGAGGGGUGUGACAGGGGGAGUCAGACCAGCAGACAAGCUGCUGCUGCAGGGGGAGGACGUGCAGGCGAUGCACCAGCCGAGGCCAGAGGUCAAGAAGAAAAGAGAGAGAACCGUAAAGAGGUAGACUGACGGAGAGGAGGGUCGAUUGCGAUCCGAGUCAGAACCCCAGCCUGUCUUUGUUUGGGCCACAGAGCGGGGAGGAGGAUGUGAAGGAGAGCAGGGGGCAGAGGAGGAUAAAAAGACAAGAAAUGCUCUCAGAGAUCAUGUGCAGGAGGAUCUUCCAGCAGCAGAGGCUGCAGGAGAAGGAGGUUGGCCUCCGCAGGAAGAGCUGCAGCGGGCGGCUGCAGGGGCGGAGGACAGGGGGGGGAGGGUGGCCCAGGGGGCGCAAUCCCCCCCAGCACUAUCAGCGUCAUCAUCAUCAUCAACUCCCCCAGAGGAAGGGGCUGUCCCUCCGUCCCGUCAACGUGAAGGGUUUUAGAGCGAAGGGGAUGCAGGCCCCCAAAAACACCAACCAGUUCCUGAUGCACGAGAAGUACCAGAUGCAGCACCUGCGGUCCGACUCGGUGGGGAGCGACUGCAGCUGCAGCUCCGACAGCGACGACCUGGAGCUCACAGACAUGGACUCGUACCUGGGAGUCCUGGAGAACGCCCGGGGAGCCCUCCUGGACAGCCCCAACCCACAUGACUCAACGGCGCCCCCUGAACAGCUGCUGGUACUGCACCGGGACAGUCCCUGUCUCCACCGGGACAGACCCUGUCUCCACCAGGACAGACCCUGUCCACACCAGGACGGUCCAUUCCUGCAGGAGGACAGCAUGCAGUACUUCCCCUCAGAGGACGACCUGCUGCAGAGCCAGAACUUCAUGCAGAGGGACUUUGUUCAGUUCUGUGACUUUCUGUCUUUGUGAGGGGGAGCUUUUGUUCUCAAACUGAACCGGGUCAGGUUUGUUCUGAUUCAUGUUCUUUUUGUUUUGUUUUGUUUUUGCAAAUGAAAUAAAAGUUACCUCCGUCAUGACAAAUCAUUUAGCCUCAAGUCUGAGAAAUACUCUCAAAGGAGUAAAUGAUUUCCCUGGUGUCCAAAAAAACACAACUUUUUCUAAAGUAUUUGUGAAAGAAAUUGUUUUGACUCGUUUAUUUGGUGACAUGUUGUGAGAUUUUGUGCUGUAAGUGCCUCUUUCUGUUGUUGUUGUUCACAAAAGGAAAUGGGCUGGAUGGUGGGAGUGAGCCCAAACAGCCAAUCAGCAUCGACUCGGACUGAUGAGGCUGCAGCUGAUUGGCCGACAGAGACUGUCUUUAACAGAGAAGCCAUUUGAUGUACAGAAUGUUAAAAAAAAUAAAUAAAUGUUUGUUGAAACCUGA
Messenger RNA from Nematolebias whitei (Rio pearlfish), 1518 nucleotides. Its product is annotated as coiled-coil domain-containing glutamate-rich protein 1. The record is from RefSeq and is a predicted model, not a curated record. The transcript has a single exon. Lineage: Eukaryota; Metazoa; Chordata; Actinopteri; Cyprinodontiformes; Rivulidae. The coding region runs from base 408 to 1067 and encodes 219 amino acids.